Molecule: messenger RNA, 3557 nt
Organism: Neurospora tetraspora
Lineage: Eukaryota; Fungi; Ascomycota; Sordariomycetes; Sordariales; Sordariaceae
Exons: 4
Coding region: 191-3460 (1089 amino acids)
Source: RefSeq, a predicted model, not a curated record
CAUCAUCGCCAGUCGGUCUUGUCUUGGAUCUUUUAUUCUUCUUUCAAUUGCGCUGGUGCAGCAAUACAAUACCCCCAUACGCCCCUGAUACCCUCGCGCAUUCGGCUAUUCUUCUCUUACAUCGAAUGUCUCGCCCUGCAACCCUCGACUAGCAAACAAAUUACAACACACGCCCAAAAAGUAAACGACAAUGUCCAGCUUGUUCUCCCGCCUCAAGCACAAGGACAAGUCCAAGUCCAAGAAAAAGGGCGCCGACUUGGACUCCUUCGCCGAGCAACUGCCCAAGGGACCCCAAUGGACCGACGCCUGGACUCGCACAACCGUUGAACCCGAAGAGGUGGUUGAGCUGAUCACCCUCUCUACCGAGGAGCUCAAGUCGCGAGCUCUCGAUAUCCCAUUUUUACUGCUCCCCUUCCGACCGACCUCCGACCCCAGCGCCGUUCGCACCUUUGUGCGACACUUUUUCGACAAACAAAAUGGCGGCCCAGCGAUUCGCGGAGAGGCACUCCAGCAGGAGCUGCGCAUGACCGAGCCCAUGGUUAUUUCUGGUGUAAUCAAGUGGUGCUGGAGUCGAUUGCAAGGAGGUGUCGUCGGUUGGGAUUCAUACGAGUUGUUCAAGGUCGGCGAACAAGAUUCCAACAUGGCCAGAGACUCUUUCAAGACAUUUAUUCCCCUGAGCGUCGAUAACAGGGCCCGAACCGAAAUCAUCUUCCAAUUCUUCGAUUUACUCUCGGCCGUUGCAGCACAUGGUAAAAUGAACGGUUUCGGAGGCCGAAAGCUCUCCCGCAUGGCGGCAUGGUGGGCAUUUGAACACGACGACGGUGGUCAGGGCUUUGAAGGAGGUUACAAAUCGUGGCUAAAGGCGGCUGAUGCGACGAGUCAUCUGUUCUUCGCCUAUCUCCGUUGUUUAGCCCCCCUUCCGACUCUAGGCGCCAUCUCGACCCUCCCGUUGUCGCUACAAAAGCUUUUGCAGGAAACCGAAUACCCACCACAGCGACCGGCCUUGUUGCAAUCCUCUACCCACAGAGUUGCCAUGAUUGUCGAGACAGUAUCACCUACGCCAUUUGCCCUUCUCCGACGAGCAAAUCACUUCCAGUAUCGCGAGGAGGAUAAGGCGUUAAGGGAAUAUUCCGAGUACGAUGACCCGGUUCAGGCCUUGACUGAGGAGUGUCGCAGAGUCCUUAGAGCGGUCUCUGCUGCGAAUCAGUCCCAGGCCGUUUCGAGCACAAAGCACUCGACUAGUCUUCGAGAUGCUUCGUGGUCAAGAUUCGAGGACAUGGGCUUCUCAGGCACAAUCGAGGAGGAUUCCACCGAUGAUGAAGCUACCUUGGCUGCUAAACGCGAAAAGGCCAUCAAAGCCCAGCUUGCAGCUAACGACGAUCUGGGAAGGCCUACAACACCUUCGUGGGCCGACUUCCUGUCUUCGGGAUUCGAAGACAAGAACCCCAGCUCGCACAACAUUCUGCUUCCGCCUGACAAGAUUCUGCCGCCCAUUGAGACAACUGUCCGCCAGAAGAGCUCUCAAUCUCAUAAGCCCAGGUUCGACGACGCUCUGGCGCCCGGUGAGCUUGCCAGCAUUACGAGAUUCGACCUCGAUGACGCUUUCUGGUGGGUAUGGAUGAGCAGUCUGGCGCCCGAGGAGACUCCUGGGAGGAAAGCGGCCUUUGGUCGUUGCGCAGUGAUUGAGACUCUUAUCCGCGCUGGGCGCUGGCUUGUCAUGGAGGAGAUUGUCAAAGGGGCUGCUCCUGAGGUCGUUGAGGGUGCCUAUAUCGCAGAGAAGAAGGGUCUCUUUAGCUGGACUCGCCGCAAUAAGAACCUCACCAGGAGGAAGUCGAUAUCCGGCAAGAAUGCUCUCGAAAAGCCUGACGGAAACCUAAAGGCAAGCCACACUACUGGUUCUAUUGGUGUCAGCAAGACAAGCAUUGGCCCGGAGCAGCAGGCCAAGAUUCAGGCCGCUGCCUACCAACUUCAAAUGCAGGAGAAGCAAAAGUCGCAACAACCUCAGACUGUCCAAAGACGUGGACGGAAUGACGCGGAAGUAAUGGCCGAGAAGACGAGUAGUGUCUUUACCCUUCAACCAAGCAUUCUGAACGCCGCAUCGCCAGCUGUCCAGUGGGCCAACAAGUACGACCAGGACCGUGACGCGAUUCGCGAGGCCUACUUGGCUGACUCGAACGCUGGCCGCGGUACUAACGACUCUUCUUAUGCUCCUAGCAAUGACUACAGCUCGAUGCUCGAUAAUUCCGAGAGUGCUCCUGAACUGCCACCGAAGUCGGCAGCUCAGAUGGCUGUCCAGUCCCCGAGGUCGGAUUCACAGCCAGAGCAUCCCAGAACGCCGAACACGGUCAACUCUGGAAAGAGACAGGCGCAGAUGACGGAGCAGGAGGUCCAUCCUGCAGAACGCCAUUCGAAUGCCAGCCGGGAGACUCCGCUCGCUACACCAACCAGGGAGUCUAAGAGCAUGGACCUGGUCCGCAAGAGCGGAGACUUCAUCCGUGAAAUGAUGGUCUCUCCAGAGCCCGUGGAUGACAAGAAGUCUAAGAAGCUUCACAAGGAGCACAAGACCACUGGAGGCGGUCUCAGAAAGCUGUUUGGUCGCGCUAAGAGGUCGUCAAAGAUUGCUGAUAACACGCCUGCUCAACUCAACGCCAUGCUUGCCGCGAACAACGAAAAGGCUCAGACUCGCAAGCCGGUCCCCGUACAGCCCAAGCCGGCUACCCCUGAGAAGCCUCCCAUGCAGCGUGAGGAAACUCAGUUUGUGACUCCCCGUGAGGAGAUCACUGACCCUCUGCCUGCCACUCCUGCCGCUGAGCCUGUCCAUGCCGAGCCUACCUACGAGCAGCCUCAGCAGGAUAUUGAGGAGACUUACCAGGUAGAUUCCACCGAAGUCACCCCGCCUCAGGAGCACGUCAACCAGUUCAACCAGGGUCCUCUGCUCGACCAACCCGCCUUCAUCCCCGAUGAAGAUUCUGCCUCGGACGAAGGCGUUGAGGAACAGCAAGCCGCUGCUGUCCGCGCCCCCGUUUCCGUUCCUGCUCCUACUCCCGUCCACAUUGCAGAGCAGAAGCCCAUGAGGAGGGAGCGCCCCAUCUCCCAGGUGACCGCCUCCGAGACCUCGAUCUCUUCCACCCCCAACAGCCCCGAGCCCGUCUCGCUCAGCCCGGCUAGCUCCAACCCCCAGGAUCGCUGGGCUCAGAUCCGCAAGAACGCCGCUGAGCGCGCUGCGCAAAGGUUGAAAGAGGAGAAGACGAAUGGCAAUGGACAGCCGCUUGAUGGCGCGAGGAGUCUCCAACCGCCGAGAGCGAGGAUUGAGUUGGAUGGGUAUAGCAGUACCGAAGAGACCAUCGAAUCCCGCGUAGCCCGCAUCAAGGCCCGCGUCGCCGAGUUGACCAACAACGCCGAGCAGAACGGCGGCGGCCCCCCUCCUCGUCGGAACAUCCCCGUCUACACUCGUCGCUAGUUGCGGCCUUUUCAGCAGUGCAUUGAUUGCAGCGGAGGUGCCGCAAGGGAUGAUGAUGACUACCUCUAUGACUGAAAAACAUUGAGCGUCGCUGGUU